Westerdykella ornata is the source of this 1856-nucleotide messenger RNA. Its product is annotated as cytochrome P450. The transcript has 3 exons. Bases 159 to 1643 code for a protein of 494 amino acids. Lineage: Eukaryota; Fungi; Ascomycota; Dothideomycetes; Pleosporales; Sporormiaceae. The record is from RefSeq and is a predicted model, not a curated record. Gene Ontology annotation, molecular function: oxidoreductase activity, acting on paired donors, with incorporation or reduction of molecular oxygen; heme binding; monooxygenase activity.
GCAUGCAUUUCGUGCGAGAUGGCGCCAGCAACAACGCUUAGGAUCAUCAGUCCUCUCUCAGAUAUAUGAAACCAUGGAGAGUGGCCUCUUUACGGUGCCUAAUGAACGCAGCAGUCGUUUGGCUUUCCAACAAUUCAACCACCUCGGCAUUGUGAAAGAUGUUGCAGGCUUUGGUGCUGCUAGUAGCGGCAUGGGUCGUUGCAGUAGCACUAUAUGGCAUAUACAAUGUGACCCUGCACCCGCUCCGCUCCUAUCCCGGCCCUCUACUCUGGCGCGCCUAUCGCCUACCUGCCACUCUGUCACUUCUCAAAGGGCGAUUUCCUUUCGACAAACUCGAACUGCACAAGCGCUACGGCCCAGUGGUUCGAGUUGGACCUUGGGAGCUGUCAUAUACCAGCUCAGCGGCGCUCAAAACCAUAUACGGCCACCAUAAUCCUGCAGUAACCGGUUACUCCGAAUUCGAUAAAGACCGCAUCGAAUUCCUUACUUCUGCCAAUGGAGUGUGGAAUGUCCUCAGUGCAUAUGCGGAAGAUCACAGCCGGUUCCGGCGGCUACUGAGCCAUUCUUUCAGUGACAAAGGGUUGAAGGAGAUGCAACCCCGGAUUCAAGCCUUGAUUGAGCUUCUCGUCAAACGUCUGAAGGAAGCAGCAGACAGAGGCGAAUAUACGAAUAUCGCCGAAUGGUUCAACUGGACUACCUUUGAUGUAAUAGGAGAUCUCGCAUUUGGCUCCUCAUUUGGGUGCCUUGAAAAGCAAAGAACGGAUCCAUGGAUCGCGGCGAUAGGCGGAAACGUCAAAAGCUUCCCAGUCAUUGCAGCAAUCAAGCGAUACCACCUUACCGCAAUCUUACCCUACCUGGUGCCUAAGAAGCUAGCAAAGUUCCGAGCGGAAAAUCUGAGGAGGAAUGAAGCGCAAAUCGAGGCGCGCAUCGAGCAAGGGACUGAAAGAGGAGACUUCUGGGACAAAGUAAUCGAGAAGUCGGAUUUCGAAAAGGGCACAGGAAUGACGAAGCCGGAGAUGGUGGCGAAUGCGCCGGCGCUGGUCCUUGCCGGCAGUGAAACUACUGCCACAUUACUGUCCGGGACCACAUAUCUCUUGCUGAAGCAUCCCGAGGUUUUUAAGAGGUUGAAGCAGGAGGUUAGAGCUUCGUUCAAGGACGAGAGCGAGAUAGAUCUGCAAAGCGUCAGUAAGCUUGAGUAUAUGUUAGCAGUUCUGGACGAGAGCAUGCGCAUAUACACGCCAGUACCGAAGCAAGGAAACAGAAUCGUCCCGAAAGGGGGUGUUAUGAUGGCCGGACAGUGGGUCCCUGGAGGGACAUCGGUGGAGGUUUCCCAAUAUGCGACAAGUCUUUCAGAGACAAACUUCCGCAACCCAAAUUCCUUUGUGCCCGACAGAUGGCUAAAUCCUCCCCCUACCGAAUAUGCGGAUGAUGACCGCGCCGCGCGCGCUACUUUCUCUCUCGGUCCUCGAAACUGUAUUGGCCGAAAUCUGGCAUAUGCUGAAAUGCGACUUAUUCUAGCAAAGAUUUGCUUCAAUUUUGAUAUGGAGCUUGAUGAGGAGAGAUGUGGAGACUGGAUAGGCGAUCAAAAGAUUUUCGGUCUCUGGGAGAAAGGGCCACUGUGGAUGAGGUUGAAGCGUGCCUAGGUAAAUGCUUUCAUGUUCGCGGCAUAUCGCAAUGAGAGCAGAGUACAAGGUCCCCAGUUAUCCCGGGAGACUCUCUCAGAAUUUCAUCAUGCAAAGACAUUAUCAUUGCACUACUCAUCGGAACUUCUUCUUGAGCAUUGGCUGGACGCUGUCUUAACUACUAGAUCAGAAGUAGCUAGGAGGAAGUACCUGUUCCUCUCUCUUCACCGCUGC